AUGGAAGUCGAUCGCAUUGAAGUUUUGAAGGAGGUUUUUGCUCAAAAUGUACAAGCGGCUUCACUCGGUUUCAAAAGACAACAUCAGAAGAGGGUAGGAAAAGGAAGACAUAAGUCUUGUAAACAAUUACUCUCAGAUGAACAGAAGCGUAUAAAUAAUGAGUGCUUAAAUAAUGGUAAAGUGCCGAAGGUCACCUAUUUUAAUGUUGAAGCUCCACCUUCAUUGAAGCCGGCCAAGAAGUACUGCGAUAUCACGGGAUUAAAGGCUAACUACAGGUCACCAACAAACAAUAUAAGGUAUCAUAACGCUGAAAUUUACCAACUGGUUGUAAAGCCCAUGGCAGCAGGUGUGGAUCAAGAGUACCUAAAACUUAGAGGUGCCAACUUUGUUCUUAAAUGA
Molecule: messenger RNA, 399 nt
Organism: Nakaseomyces glabratus
Lineage: Eukaryota; Fungi; Ascomycota; Saccharomycetes; Saccharomycetales; Saccharomycetaceae
Gene: IES6
Product: Ies6p
Biological process (GO): chromatin remodeling
Cellular component (GO): Ino80 complex
Source: RefSeq, a predicted model, not a curated record